Molecule: messenger RNA, 930 nt
Organism: Hordeum vulgare subsp. vulgare (domesticated barley)
Lineage: Eukaryota; Viridiplantae; Streptophyta; Magnoliopsida; Poales; Poaceae
Product: mavicyanin-like
Exons: 2
Coding region: 296-751 (151 amino acids)
Cellular component (GO): plasma membrane
Molecular function (GO): electron transfer activity
Source: RefSeq, a predicted model, not a curated record
ACCAGGAAGACAAUAGCAAGAGCACAGGUGGACAAAGAGCCGGAAACGAAACCAACCAGAGAUCUCGUCAAACUACACUAAAUCUGCCGCGUUUCCAUCCAUCGAUAUAUCCAUUCGUUCCAUCGGUCGCUCCAAUGAACGUACGUAUGUUCCUGGAAGCGAGCAAGAGCCGCCUCUCUAUAUAACCAUGUCGGAGCUCUUUGUUCUCGUCACAGCCAUUGCACAUUUCAGUAAUAAGCAGAAGGAACAACAGAGGUAGAUUCAGUUUCAGUUUCAAUUUUAGUGCUCGAUCUCCAUGGCUUCCAAGGUGAUGUGUGCCGUGGCCGUGGCGGUCGCCGUGGUCUUCCUCCCCGUGCUCGGCUCCGCCACCGUCCACGUCGUUGGCGACGGCAGCGGGUGGACGCUCGGGUUCGACUACACCGCCUGGUCAGAGAGCAACCAGUUCAGGGUCGGCGACGCACUAGUGUUCAAGUACAACAAGGCCCGCCAUAACGUGGUGGAGGUGAGCGGGCCGGAUUUCAGGGCGUGCAACAGCGCCAAGGGCCUCGGCACCUGGAACUCCGGCAGCGAUGAGGUCCAGCUCGCCAGCGCCGGCAGGAGGUGGUUCAUCUGCGCCGUGGGCGGCCACUGCGGUAUGGGCAUGAAGCUCAACGUCACCAUCCUCGCCGCCGACGCGCCUUCGCUCGCCCCUGCACCGGCACCGUCAUCGUCUUCUCACAAGUCCAAGCGCCCCUUUGUUACCAAGUGGUGAUGACCUGCCGGCGCCCCGAGUACCUACCGAGUGCCGACUAUGUAUUUCGUGCUUUUGGUAGUCACGUCGUGCACGGUCUGAUCAAUCGCACUUGUUCACUUCGUGCCAUUUUUUUCCGUUCCGACUUAAUAAUUGGACUAAUAUCCGACAGAUGCAAUUGAUUAUUUUUGAGAAUUAUC